Dufourea novaeangliae is the source of this 1488-nucleotide messenger RNA. RefSeq lists its product as uncharacterized. The transcript has 5 exons. Lineage: Eukaryota; Metazoa; Arthropoda; Insecta; Hymenoptera; Halictidae. The coding region runs from base 1 to 1488 and encodes 495 amino acids. The record is from RefSeq and is a predicted model, not a curated record.
AUGUCUCAGGUUUGUCCGUCCUCGUCGCAUCAGCUGGUCGCGGCCGCCAUUGCUUUUCGACGCGCUCGUCGUAAGUUCCCCAAGAAUUAUGGUCUUUGUGGUAAUUUCGAUGACUCUAUGAAAGUCGACAAGACGGAGAGUGUGACGGGGAACGAGGACUCGCACGAGCAAGAAAACCUACCGUUCUCCACGAGAAAAUGCUCGAAUUCGAGAUCGAGCCGGGCGGAGGCCAAGGCGGCAUGGAGCGAUGAGAUCGGGGAAAGUGGCUCGAUCAAGGAAAACUUACUUCAGAAACCAAUAAUCUGCAGUUGCUGUCGUAAACGCAACGAGGCUGCAAAAGCUAACGAACCGGCGAACGUUUUCAAGACAACGGAUCAGUGCAGCGCUGGGGAUGCGCUUGAUAUCGUUCCAAGCAAAGAGUACAAUGGGAUCGGGAAGAAAGGCGAUCCUUCUAGGACGGAGCAGGUAGAAAACUCUGACGUAAGAAUGAUGAAAAGCUUCAUAACGGAUCCCGGAAAUUCUAGCCGUUGCCGUGCUCCGUAUUCCCAUUCAGGAAGACGAAGUCCGAAAGAAACUUCGGCCAAAUUGGAUUCCGUUAAUCUUGCACACGACGAUGCCAUCGAUCAAUUAGGCAACGUUAAAGGCGGCAGCCCGUCCGAGAAACGGAGGUGCAACGCGGAGGAAUACGGCUGCACGGGAACGGGUUGUAGGUCGCAACCGCGGAACUCGCGAUCGAAGUUGGAGUUCUUUGGAACGGAAAAGGACAACUCGUCCGCCAGUAUUCAUCGUGAUUGCGAAACACGUUGCUCGAAACACUCCAACGUCGAUCUGUUACGACCGCGUCGAGACGUUUGUCAUUCACAGAAUAGCCAACGGUGCUGCCAUCAUCACAAUUGCUGUCACCAUUGUUGCGGCGAGGAAUGUCACAGUCGCUCGUCGAAAGAAAAGCCACGUCUCGCCUCCGACACGUGUCUCUGUUCGACGAGCUCUAUUGGUCCGCGGGCGUGCUGUAACAAAGGUCACGUGGCGCGCGAGUCGUUCUGCCACCGCGAUUGUCAUCCGCAAGAUUCGGAGAGGAUAUCGACCGUUCAGGAGCAAAACGACGGUGAAUACGACGACUGCGUGGGCACGAUAAACCACAAGGACUCGUUGUGCAUCCUGGUGGAGAAGUACAAGACCAGCAAGAAGUGCAAACACAAGAAGUAUCCAGGGGAGUGCCAAUUACAAGAUGAUCGGGCAAAGGACGACUCCAAUAAGUCGUACACGUCCGAGACCACCUGUCAAAUGGACGACAACGCGAAUCGAAAACAGGGGGACAGAUGUUCGGACAACGAGGAUCAUCGGUUUCGAGUGAAUCGCCCAUCAUUGGGAAAAUCGUGCAGAAUCAGAGAGGGGGACUGCAAUCAAUUAAAAAAUUUGAGAUCCCGUUUGGUGAAGACCGGUACAUGUUGCUCGGCGAAAGGCACACCGUGGAGACACACAUUUUAG